Molecule: messenger RNA, 1692 nt
Organism: Priapulus caudatus
Lineage: Eukaryota; Metazoa; Priapulida; Priapulimorpha; Priapulimorphida; Priapulidae
Product: T-complex-associated testis-expressed protein 1-like
Exons: 5
Coding region: 119-1462 (447 amino acids)
Molecular function (GO): protein binding
Source: RefSeq, a predicted model, not a curated record
UUGUGCUUGCUUAGUGAUCGUUCGUAAUCUGCUAGUGUUACUGUUACUGUUAGUACUGUUACUGUUAUUGUUGAAUAUUUCCUGCAUCGGAUCAGACGGAUUGCUACUUAAAUUAAAUAUGGAGACAGAUGCUGUCCAUGAGAGCUUAGAGGAAAACCCUGCUGUGGACCCUCGUAAAAUGAGAAGCAUCAUUGCAGAGGACCCAGAAUGGUCGUUAGAAAUAGUUUCAAUGCUGAGCGACCUGUGCAUUGAAAACAUUGUGAAAAACUUUGCAGAUCAUCCGAUUGUGGAUGGGCUUCUAUCAAAGCACAGAAAGAAGGUCAUUGAACGUAUUUCAACAUUGAUCCCAGUUUCAAUCACAGCACCAUUGAUUGACGAUGAAUGUUACUGGCAGCGUUGCUGCACACACAGGUGGAAAGUUUGUGACGUGUCUUUGUGUGGAAACAGCUGGAAGCGAAUGUAUUUUGAAUAUAGCCUACAAGAGCUUGUUCAAAACUUUAUACCAGGAAGGACUGAACUGAUGUGUAUUAGCGAACUGCUGCAGUUGGGAUCAGGAAUUAUAAAGUGUCUGAAUAUCAAGGAGAUGUUGCCACCUAUGAAGGAAGCUGCACAGGACAAGGAUAGUGACACAUCAGAUGGAGAGAGCGAGUCAGGCCAGGAUGAAAUUAGCAUAGAUCACUUUGACUUUACGGUGCUGAUAUCACAGCUGCCAUGUCUUGAAGAAUUCCGAAUCACAUACCGAGUUCGUAAUUGUGGAAUGAACUUCGAGUGGAGGUUGUUUCUCUUCACCUUACAGGACUGCCACCUUCUAGCAAAGUGUCUCUCUGAUUGUAAAACGCUUCGAGUGCUCAAGGUCACUGAGAGCAAAGUCAAUGACGUCCGAUGUAAAAUGCUUGCAAAGGCAUUCAGAGAGCACCCUGCUCUAGAGGAACUCGAUUUGUCACAUAAUCUUAUUAAGGACAGUGGUGCCAAGUCAUUAGCAAAACUUAUUAAUGGGCAGAGCAAGCUCAAGAGGUUGAAACUUGCAGACAACAGUAUUGGUGAGAAGGGAGGGCAAGCCCUCGCUGCUGCUCUACAGAACAAUGACACACUUGUCCACUUGGACUUGCGACUGAAUGUCAUUGGUGACGAGGGCGGAAAGGCCAUCUACACAGCUCUCCUGGAGAAUUCAACACUAAAAGAGUUGGAUCUUUCGGCCAAUGUGAUGCGUGGAGCUGUAGCUCCAGCUCUCAAGCAGCUCGUGGUGUCAAACACUAGUUUGCAAAUCCUGAAGAUGUAUGGAACUAAAAUUGGACCUGAGGGUGGUCGACUUCUGCAGGAGGGGAUGGAGGAGAACAAUUCCUUGUUGCAUUUAGACCUCAGGCUAGCUGAUUGUGGGCAGGAGUGCGAGUACUUCAUAAACCAAAUCCUCCGAAAGAAUCGUGAAAGUUUUCGACAAGCUAGCCUCGUCAUGAGUAACUAAGUAUGCCCAAGCUAAUUUUAGAAUGACUCAUGAAACAGACACUUGUUUAUAAAACUUUUAUGCCACGAGGUGCUUAUAUAUUAGCGGCAUUAAUUUGAAGCUGUUAUUGUGCUCGUUAUAUGUUGUUACUCACUUUGUUGAUCAUUGUGGUGUAUGCAGGGCCGUACGCAGCAGGGGGGGAGCAGGGGCAGUUGCCCCCUAGAGAUUUUCAGAGUAUGCCUUUUAAUGGG